UGUUCCUACAAUGAGUCUCUUAUUCCUUAUGUUACAGAUGCCUUAUUAGAAGAACUGGAAAACUCCACUCUGCGGGACAGUGAUGAAUAUUCCAACCCAGCCUCUCCUGUGGACCAGCAUCGCAGAAAGGAGACUAACCUUACAGAGGCUUCUAAGGCUCUUUCUGCCCAGGAUGACACAGCUCCCAUUCAGGGGCAGCUGGUGUGUACGAGCAAUAUCCAGGAGCCCAAUGUGUACAGUGAGGUCAAAGAGCAGAAUAAAUCGACACCACUUCCCAAAACCUCAGCAGCUGCUCAGCUGGACGAACUCAUGGCCCACCUGUGUGAGAUGCAGGCCCAGGUGGAGGUGAAAGCAGAGGUGGGCCAGAAACACCAACUGGACAAGCCAGAUCACAAGGCCUCCCUGGACUCCAUGCUGGGGAAUUUGGAGCAGGACUUACAAGACCUUGGGAUCGCCACAGUGCCCAAGGGCCAUUGUGCUUCCUGCCAGAAACCGAUUGUGGGCAAGGUGAUCCAAGCUCUCGGGCAAGCAUGGCAUCCGGAGCACUUCAUCUGCACUCACUGCAAAAAGGAGAUCGGCGCCAGUCCCUUCUUUGAGCGGAGUGGCCUGGCUUACUGCCCCCAGGACUACCACCAGCUCUUCUCUCCACGCUGCGCCUACUGCGCCGCUCCCAUCCUGGACAAAGUGCUGACGGCAAUGGACCAGACCUGGCACCCCGAGCAUUUCUUCUGCUCUCACUGUGGAGAGGUGUUUGGCGAGGAAGGCUUUCAUGAGAAGGACAAGAAGCCAUAUUGCCGAAAGGAUUUCUUAGCCAUGUUCUCACCCAAGUGUGGAGGCUGCAACCGCCCUGUGUUGGAAAACUACCUAUCAGCCAUGAACACUGUCUGGCACCCAGAAUGCUUUGUGUGUGGGGACUGCUUCAGCAAUUUUUCUACGGGUUCCUUCUUUGAACUGGAUGGACGACCAUUCUGCGAGCUUCAUUACCAUCACCGCCGGGGAACCCUCUGCCACGGAUGUGGGCAGCCCAUCACUGGCCGCUGCAUCAGCGCCAUGGGGCACAAGUUCCACCCAGAGCACUUUGUGUGUGCUUUCUGCCUGACACAGCUGUCAAAGGGCAUCUUCAAGGAGCAGAACGACAAGACUUACUGCCAACCCUGCUUCAACAAGCUCUUCCCACUGUAAUCUUAUCCGAGCACACAGCUUCUUCACAUCCCCUAGAAAAUUUAAUCCCAAAGCUAAAAGAGUACCUUUUAGUUUGUUUAUGGUGAAAGUAAAGUGGAAGUGUUAAGCAAAAAGCACCUUCCAGACUUUGCAUGACUCAGUUAGAAAAAUGCAGCAUUACCAACUCCAUGCUAAAAAUUCCUGUCAUUAGUCAAUAAGGCGGGGUGCCAGUUACGUGUUCUCUUCGAAUCCCAACCGUGCUGGUCAAUCCCAAUUCCCCUCUGCCUCUUCUAAUCAGGUUCCGGGCUGAAAUCUGAAUCUUGCCACUAGUCCCUCCCUAGAGGUAUUGACCAUGUGCCCAUAAGCCAUUUGCCACUGAUUUCCUCAGCGCUCUCUAUUUUCAUCCCUACUUAUAUCCCCUCCCUUUGGGCUCUCCCUUUAGACUUCUCCAUUUUGCUGUGAUCCACUUUCCCACAGUUACUGCUGUGGACUUUGUCCCUGCUGUCACUCUUCAGCUCUUUUUAUCUCAUGGCCAUAUAUUUUCUUUCUCAAGGGGAAGUGGAUAUUUACUGGGCAGCUCUGCGUGCGGACAUCAGUGAUGAAUAAAAUGGCUUGCAAUCUGCAUGACUCAGUGUCCUGUUGCUUGAGGUCACCUUUCUGCUUCCCAUCUAUUUGUACAUUGCCCUACAUGACGUCAAAUUUGUGUAAUAACCCCUACUUCCUUCCACACACCAGACACUUUUUUAAUUCGAAAAAAUUAAAAGGGAAUUCCUAUUUACUAAACUUUUUUCUCUCGUUUGCAUCUACUCAUAGCAUUCAUUUUAUGUUUUUUGGACUUCGAUGAUUGAGCUAUCUAAAAAUGGCAAAGCAUUUUAAAAUUGAAUUGUUUUUAUCUCACUGUUUAAAUAAGGCAAUAAAGUGUCUCUCUCGUAGGCGUCUUGCAAAUCUAGUCUAAAGUAAGAAUAAUUAAAUGUGCAUCUUCCCCACCUCAUAAUUGUCUCAGGAAAAUAAACAAGAUGCCUAUUCUUUAGAGCAUCUCUGAAGAAAAGAUGUGUAAAAUGUCAUUUGAUCACUUUCUGGUCUGUAUUAGGAAUUCCAAACAUCAGUGGAAAUCCAAGAAAAAUCUCCGUUUAAUUGUGUGUUUCUUUUCAAAGUAGUAGAAGUGAAUUGUCAGUAAAGUUUGUCAGAUUAUUAAAUCAUCUGAUUUUUUC
This is a messenger RNA of Echinops telfairi (small Madagascar hedgehog), 2372 nucleotides long. It is a transcript of the gene LPXN, whose product is annotated as leupaxin. The transcript is spliced from 8 exons. The annotation marks the transcript as partial. Lineage: Eukaryota; Metazoa; Chordata; Mammalia; Afrosoricida; Tenrecidae. The record is from RefSeq and is a predicted model, not a curated record.